UGUCACUGUAGGGAGAAAAGAGGGAGUUUCUUCCGACCUCAAGCCUCGUCUUCCGCCGCGCUGUUUGUUGUUCUCUUACAAACAUUGGAUUACAGAGACAAAAGAAUUCAGAUCGAAACCUGUUCUUUUGUCAUUUUUAUAACAAUCUUUGGAGUUUUCGAGUUUUUGAUUUAAUCCGGCCAAUUCUGAGGAUAAGGUUGCAGAAUUAAACUCCAUUAUCGUUUUGCUCAAGCACUCUUCGAACUGAUCUUCUGAAUUUUGUUGUGGUGAAGAAUUGUUUUCUCCAUAAUUUGAUGAUCGGAAGUGAUUUUGUUCAAGAAACAAUCAGAAUUCAGGAAUCGCGCGAAAAGCAAGUACCGAAUGCGAGUAUAAGAAAACCUAGGUUUGUCGUGAAGAGACUGAGUUCGUUUCGUCUUGGAGAUCUUCAGCAGCCGGAGAGUUGCUCCAGAUAAUUGUUAUUUUGGCUGAUUUCCAUGCCUGGUGUGGAUCUAAGAAUUAAUUCAAGAAAUUCCACUCUCUUUUUCGCUCCGGAAUCCAACAAUCGAGCUCUGAAUUUCCUGGAGCAGUUCCAUUUCCGAAGCGAUACAAAUCAAAAUUCCGUGAGAAUUCAUCUUCCUGUUGUGGAAGUUCAACUCCAAAAUUGGCAAAAAUUCCGAUGGAACUUCCUCAACCCCGUCCGUUUGGAGCCGAAGGAAGCAAAUCAACACAUGACUUCCUCUCACUGUACACCCAUUCAAGUCCACAGCUAGAUCCAAGACCAUCUCAACAAGGUGGUUAUCUUAAAACACACGAUUUCCUGCAACCACAAGAGCGCAUAAGGAAGGGCAGUACCAAGGAAGAGGCGGAUGUGGAGACGCCACCGCCACCAGCACCGCCUCCUUCCGUCGAGCAUGUUCUUCCCGGAGGAAUCGGGACUUACAGUAUAAGUCACGUUUCGUAUUUAGAUCAGAGGGUUCUGCCAAAGCCGGAAGGGUCAGUUUUCACUGGUGCUCGAUCGAGUAGCAGCGCCGAGAGAAAUGAUGAAAACUCCAACGGAAGUUCUUUCGCGGCGGGCGGAAGUGGAUUCACUCUUUGGGAAGAAUGUGCAUCAAAAAAGGGAAAGACAGGGAAGGAGAAUAUUGUGGGAGAUAGACCCCAUGAACCUCGGGCGAGCGCGAGCCAAUGGACGGCGUCCGUGGACCGGCCGUCGCAAUCCUCUUCCAACAACCAUCACAACGCUUUCUGUUGUCUCUCAUCCUCUCAGCCGACAGGAACGAAGAACCCAACCUUCAUGGAGAUGCUCAAGUCGGCCAAGAGUACCUCUCAGGACGAGGAACUUGACGACGAUGGUGACUUUGUCAUCAAGAAAGAGACCUCUACCGCCAAUAAGGGAGGAUUGAGGAUUAAAGUUGAUGGGAACAGCUCUGAUCAAAAGGCGAACACUCCUAGAUCAAAGCACUCUGCUACUGAACAGCGAAGAAGAAGCAAGAUAAACGACAGAUUUCAAAUGCUUAGAGGCCUCAUUCCUCAUAGUGACCAAAAGAGGGACAAGGCAUCUUUCUUAUUAGAGGUAGUCGAUUACAUUCAGUUCUUACAAGAAAAGGUCCAAAAGUACGAAGGUUCAUACCAAGAAUGGAAUCGUGAAAUGGCAAAACUGGUGCCCUUGAGAAACAACCAACGGAGUGCAGAUGUUUAUAACGAUCAAUCUCGAGGGAUGAGUAGUGGUUCUGUUCCUGCACUAGUUUUAGCAGCAAAGUUCGUUGAGAAAAAUACUCCGUUAUCUCCAAUUGUUCCUGGGAGUUCACAUAAUGUGGUAGAUUCUGACACAGGUUCUGCUUCUACCUUGAAAGCAGUCGAUCGCCAUUCUGGAAGAACAAGUAAUGCAUUGCCGUUUCCCACGAUAGUGCCGCCAAAACUCUAUGCAUCUACACGGGAUGGAAGUGUAGUGCCUCAACACCCAAAGCAAUUUGCAUCUGAAACGGAUCAUCCCUCAUUACGUCCCCAAAUCCGGUCAUGUGAGGCCAGAUGCCACAAUAGCGAUGUUGCUGUUGCAAGUGAAAUGCAGAAAGAACAAGAUUUGACCAUUGAAGGGGGCACCAUUAACAUCUCAAGUGUAUAUUCUCAAGGGUUAUUAAAUACUCUCACCCACGCGUUACAGAGUUCUGGAGUGGAUCUAUCGCAGGCCAGGAUCUCUGUGCAAAUAGAACUCGGUAAGCGGGCAACUAGGAGAGCCGUAUCUCCAACAUCUAUUGAUAAGGAUGUCGAUAUUCCCAUAAACGAUAUGGCAACCACGCACUCUAGAGCUUCAGCGACAGAGGAUUCUGAGAGAACCACAAAGAAGCUCAAGACUGCCGAAAGCUAGUGUGAGAAUUCCAGUCUUUUCGUGAUCGUUCAUAAUUUGUUCAUUUUUUAGGGGCGACUCUUUCCUUUUUUGGGGGUUCCCAUGCGUCUGCCACUGGUUUCAAAACCACACAAUUAUCCAAAAUUUAUGUCCAGCUUAAUUCAUUUUUCUAGGGAUACCUACCCUACACAAUGGUAUGUAACAUUAUCCAAAAUUCUUCUUUCUAUUGUCAUAAUUAAGGCUUCCACCAUAACAUUGAGAAGCCGCUUUUUCUUUUUCUAUGUAAAUUAUAAUUGCAUUUUUAUGGAAAGCCUUCUCCUUCA
Cucurbita pepo subsp. pepo (vegetable marrow) is the source of this 2643-nucleotide messenger RNA. RefSeq names its product transcription factor BIM1. NCBI's taxonomy places the organism in Eukaryota, Viridiplantae, Streptophyta, Magnoliopsida, Cucurbitales, Cucurbitaceae. The record is from RefSeq and is a predicted model, not a curated record. Gene Ontology annotation, biological process: DNA-templated transcription. Gene Ontology annotation, molecular function: protein dimerization activity; DNA-binding transcription factor activity.